Messenger RNA from Cooperia oncophora, 336 nucleotides. The record is from the annotation of a GenBank genome assembly. Lineage: Eukaryota; Metazoa; Nematoda; Chromadorea; Rhabditida; Trichostrongylidae.
AUGUUGGCAGUGGGGAAGAGAGUGGAGCGUUCAACCAAAGGCAUGUGUGAUGGUGGACUUACCAUUAGUUUGACUGUUGAAGGAGAGACCGUCCGUGGUAAAAACUCUGGUGAAGCACUUAAUCUCCUACUGUACUGGAUUCCCUUUGGCUUCUUCGCCCUCAUUGACGCCACCUCUAUUAGUGACAUUCCUGCUUAUUUCCUUCUUAAGACCGCAUUCCUCCUGUUUCUUUUCCUUCCUCAAACAAAAGGAGCAGUUCUGAUCUUUCAAAAAGUCAUUGAACCUGCGGCAAGAGCAUUCGAAGCAGCAAUAGUUAAGAUUAACAACAGUAUUUGA